UUUGCGAAAUUGGCCAAACAGGAGAAGUUCACAGCUGAUUGACGUUCUCUAAGUUUAUCAUAUUAUUGUUAUAUUAUUAAAUUUUGUAUAUACAUACAUAUUAAUAAUAUUAGUGUACAAUAAGAUAAUAAAUGAUAAGAUUACAAUCCGGUAAUCAAUUAGAAAGAGUGAGCAAAAACAUUUGCAAGUGAAGAUGUAGUUUGAAAACCAAAAAAAUGUGUUUUUUUUAGAGAAACCUUAGGAAAACACGUCAAAUUACCGGCAAUCAAGGUUUAACAUUGAAAUGAGUCAGAAAAUAUUGGAUAAAUCAAUAUUAUUUUGUGAUUUUGAAAUAAAUAUAAAUAAAUACAAUUGUGGAAUAUUUGGCGAAUCGUGGUUAAGUGAUUAGUUAAAAAGGAACUUCUUUGCUCAUCUAUAGUCCAAUAAGUUGACUUUGAUAUCAAUAAUACUCAAAUACGGACUUUGAGCACUCAUACUUAUACUAUAUUCUGCAAGAUGCUGGAUUCCCUUUACAAUUAUUGGGCAAAUUUACCAGGUUAUCAUGUAUUAGGUUUCGGAUUAAUCGCUUAUUUUACCUAUUAUCUUAUACUAGUGGUUAAACGCCCCACAUUUGUUUGCGCCGAAGGACCACUUAAAAAUUAUCUUCUGCGGGAAAUACCAACAUUGAGUGUUAAGUUUUGGCCUACAUUUUGGUGUUUAGACAGUCGCGCUCAAACAGUUUUUGCCAGUGUCUUACGUUCCAAAGUUAUACCUCCUAUUAGCUAUGAAAGGGAAAUUUACACUCUGAAAGAUGGAGGCGAAGUAGCUUUGGACUGGAUGGACACGAAUUGUAAUUCAAAUUCGCCUUGUAUUAUUAUUUUACCCGGCUUGACAGGUAAUUCUCAAGACGAAUAUGUAAAGUGCCUAGUAUACGCGGCCAAUAAUUCUGGCAUACGUGUUGUCGUCUUUAAUAAUCGCGGACUUGGUGGUGUAACUAUUAAGACGCCACGCCUCUACAAUGCCUGUAACUGUGAGGAUUUGGCUGAGGUAGUGCAACAUGUUCGAAAUGUAUUGCCUGCACACUGCAAAAUAGGAGCAACUGGUGUUUCGAUGGGUGGCCUAGUGUUGGGUAACUAUUUGGCACGUAGAAGCCAGGAAGCGCAGACAUAUUUGUCGGCAGCUAAAAUAAUUUCAGUACCUUGGAAUGUGCAUAAAGCUAUUGAUAGUAUAGAACAACCUAUUUUAAAUAAUCUUCUCGGACGUAUAUUAACACAAAACAUGUAUCGUACAUUAAAGAGAAGUGGAUUGCACGAACAUCAGGAACUCGAUAUGAAAAGUAUUAAAACGUGCAAAACAAUCAGAGAAUUCGACACCAAUUUUACCAUUAAACAUUUUGGUUAUCCCAGUGUAGAAGAUUAUUACAACGAUGCUACUUUGCAAGAUAAAUUGCAUCACAUCUCCGUGCCACUACUGUGUUUGAGUGCUGCCGAUGAUCCAUUUCAACCGCUUGAUGCCAUUCCCAUCAAAGCCGCAAACGAAAGCAGUCACGUGGCUAUUAUCGUAACUGCUCGUGGAGGCCACAUUGGAUUUUUAGAGGGAUGUUUUCCUUCGGCUAAAGAUCAGUACAUAAGUCGUGUUUUCGUCGAAUACUUUACUAAAGCCUUAUUUGACGAAGAAGGUGAAUUUCAACGAAUUAAAGAAGAUCUUCACCGAACAUACCUUGAGAAACAUAGUGAUUUCAAAGUUUAAUGUAUUAUUUAAACAUAUUUACUGAGUAUUUAACUGGUUAAUUAAAUUAAUAAGUUGUUACUAAAAAUAUAUAUGAAUUAAUAAAAAAGAAAAGAUUAAGUUUUCAC
Bactrocera tryoni is the source of this 1835-nucleotide messenger RNA. It is a transcript of the gene Hydr1, whose product is annotated as phospholipase ABHD3. Lineage: Eukaryota; Metazoa; Arthropoda; Insecta; Diptera; Tephritidae. The record is from RefSeq and is a predicted model, not a curated record. Gene Ontology annotation, biological process: medium-chain fatty acid catabolic process; medium-chain fatty acid biosynthetic process. The transcript has 8 exons. Gene Ontology annotation, molecular function: monoacylglycerol lipase activity; acetylesterase activity. Bases 496 to 1728 code for a protein of 410 amino acids.